AUGCGGCCUUCCGUCGGCUUCGUGGGGCUGCUGCUCGUAGUCGCACCCACAGUCCUCGCCCAGAUCGAGAACGCACCCGAACUCAACACCGUCGCGCCCGGAGGCGACGCGGCGACGAACACAGCCGAGACCUCCGCCGCCGAGACAACACAAACAGCGACAACGAACGCUGACGAGACUGCUGCCACAUCACAAGCCGCCACCACGGAAACCACCGAGGCGGCAACCACUGCUGAUGCGCCCACCAGCGCGGCCGCCCAGACAGGGUCUACAAGUGUCUUCAACCUCGUGGGCGCACCAACACUGGCUGGUGUCGGUAUCCCAGACAUCAAAGUCCCAGACACAGCCGGCGCUGCCUUUAUGCAAAAGUCCGAUCUCCCCGAUGGAACCGUCUUCAUAUGUGUUGGUGCUAUCCUUGCCUUCUUCGGUGCGGCAGUGCUGGCGUGGCGCGGCCUCGUUGCGUGGUCGUUGCAUCGUUCCGUGAAGCGGGCGGCCAUGGCCCAAAACCUGGCUGAUAUCAAGGCCAUGUCAGCAGUGCCUGGCAAGAAGCGGGGGAUGUACAAUGUAGUAGGAGCAAGUUCGACCAUGUCCCUGGAUCACCUGAACGCCGCCCCCAUUGGCAAGUCAAACAAGGCCUUCAAGGGCGCGGCUGCCAACACAGCACAGCAAUCGCAAUCGUCUCUCUUCUUCUCUCCAACCGCAGGUGGCGCCGCCGGUAUGCGAGAUUCGGUCCACGUAGCAGGGAACCGAUCCUCCACCUACCUUCCCGCAGGAUACUACGCCUCUGGCAACGCAGCACCCGCCGCCGGAUCACCACAAAUGCACAUUGGCAGCCAGAACCCCAACAAUCUUUCUGCCCUCUCCCUCUCCACACCCGGAAACCGGUUCAGCGCGAGGUCCGGCAUGUCGCCACCAGAAUCGCCAUCACUCCCUCCAUCGCGAGGAGGCUACGCCCGCGCACCACCAUCACGAGACGGCCUCUCCAACUACAACCGCAACAGCGUCGCAACCCUCGGCCACCAACCCGGCACCACAAGAAGCCCCGUCUACGGCCAGGACAACAACACCGUCAGCCAAUUAUCGCUCAAUGUACCGGGUGGCACGACUGUGCCUGGUGGCCGCACGCCGAGUGGAUACCUAGACGAUCUCUUUGAAAACCACGGCAACGGGUCCAGAGAACGAUUCUAG
This is a messenger RNA of Alternaria incomplexa, 1188 nucleotides long. RefSeq lists its product as uncharacterized. Bases 1 to 1188 code for a protein of 395 amino acids. The record is from RefSeq and is a predicted model, not a curated record. Gene Ontology annotation, cellular component: fungal-type vacuole. The transcript has a single exon. NCBI's taxonomy places the organism in Eukaryota, Fungi, Ascomycota, Dothideomycetes, Pleosporales, Pleosporaceae.